UUAAUGUCUUUGAACGGAAAAUGGUAACGAAGUCCAUUCUCAUUAGUAACUGACUAACCCUAAGCCUUAUCCUUACGAUUCCUUGCGAACUCAACUCACUGAGUCAGUGCUGCUGGCGAACGCCUCCACCGCGAACCUGUGGAUCUCCAUGGCAGAUUGGUCCCAGCUUCCGAAGGAUCUUCUACAACUGAUCUCAGAAAAACUCAACAGUGAACUGUAUUCCACUCAAUUUCGAUCUGUUUGUUCAUCCUGGCGCUCUUCUUCGAUCCCUAGCUACCAUCACCACCAUUUAUCUUUGCAGCUUCCACCAUUCUCCAACGACACUAAUUCCAACACAAACCUCUCCAAACACAGCAUCCUUCUCAUCAAACCACCGCAACACCAACAAAGUCUCCACCGCCCUUGGUUGACCAGAGUGGGUCCAGAUUCAAACGGCAAAAUCCAACUCUGGCAUCCUUUCUCACUUUUUCCGCGCGUACCUUUCACUUUCGCUCAUCAUGUCUUGGAUUUCAACCAAAUCUCGGCACACGAUCUCGGACACAUGUUCUUUCUUACUCGUAAGGCUUUUGUUGCUACGUACCAAGGGAAUGAGCCUGUUGUUGUGGUCACAUUUGACUCUUUCGGGAAAAUGGUAGUGUUUCGUCGUGGGGACGAGAAUUGGACAAUGAUUAUGGGCACGACAACAUGCUCCUACGGGGACAUAUGUCUUUUUAAAGGGAGGCCCUGUGAGGCAAUCUAUUCGGGUGAAACUCAGAUGAUCCAACAGGACUUGAGCGUUCAUUUGAUGGCGGAACAUGUGGAUACUGAGAACGUUCGUAGCAAAUUCUUGCUUGAGAGUGAGUGUGAGUUGUUGCUAGUUGAUUGCUAUGGUGGUGAUGAUGUAUGGAUUGAUGUGUUCAGACUUGAUGAGAAGGAUAAGAAGUGGGUGAAUUUGACAAAUAUAGGGGAUAGAGUUUUGUUCUUGGGGAAUGAAUGUUCAUUUUCUGCUUCUGCUUCGGAUUUGUGUGUAGCCAAUGGGAAUUGCAUCAUCUACACAGAUGAUGCCUUCCAUGAUCUUAAUGACACAGAGUGUGGGGUGAGUGUUUUUCACUUGGAUCAAGGUCGUGUUUCGCCUUUGUCUGAUUAUCCAGAAUAUUUCAACUUGUUAGGGCCACCUCCGGAGUGGAUCACAGAGUUGCAUUCAUAACAAACUAGUUCAGACGAGUAGUUGUUUGUUUGUGGCUUAGCCGAAGAGCUCCGAAUUUUGUUAUUUGAUUAGGUGGCGAAUCAUAUGCUCUGGUCAUGUAACACUUGGGGGAUUUCGUUGACUUAUGCUUAUGUUUUGGAACAUUGCUAUCUUUAUGUUUUGUUGAAUAUUUUGGAUGUAUGUGUUAACAUUCGAAUAUGUUGUUUUAAAGGCCUUGUAUCCUAGAUUGGUGAAUUCACGUAGCAUGGAAGUUAAUGUUACUUUGAAUUGGUAGAUGAAUAUGGUAUGAGACAUGUUCAUUUAUGUGAUAGCAGUUCUUUUGUUUUCCGCAAGCGUUUAUGCAUAAAGUAUGGAAGCAUGAGAUUUACAUUAUUGU
Molecule: messenger RNA, 1562 nt
Organism: Vicia villosa (hairy vetch)
Lineage: Eukaryota; Viridiplantae; Streptophyta; Magnoliopsida; Fabales; Fabaceae
Product: F-box protein SKIP23-like
Exons: 2
Coding region: 149-1186 (345 amino acids)
Source: RefSeq, a predicted model, not a curated record